Molecule: messenger RNA, 3985 nt
Organism: Fundulus heteroclitus (mummichog)
Lineage: Eukaryota; Metazoa; Chordata; Actinopteri; Cyprinodontiformes; Fundulidae
Gene: asph
Product: aspartate beta-hydroxylase
Exons: 15
Coding region: 234-1886 (550 amino acids)
Biological process (GO): peptidyl-aspartic acid hydroxylation
Cellular component (GO): membrane; endoplasmic reticulum
Molecular function (GO): peptidyl-aspartic acid 3-dioxygenase activity
Source: RefSeq, a predicted model, not a curated record
CAUUUCAUUGGCUGCGGGUGCUAUCAAGCAUACAGCGGAUAGGGUUUGCCCUCUAGAAGUCGGAUCUGAAAAUAUUUUUUAUUUCUUUCACUAGAAGUGUGUAAGUGAGCUACUCCAGGUUCUGUUCUGCCACCAGCUCAGCAUGGCUCCAAAGAAAAACGCGAAAGGCAACACAAAAUCAAAAGGGCUCCUCCCCCUCCCCUGAUCCCUAGGAGCUGCUGAACUGUGCAGGGAUGGAAUGUGACUUUCAGACAUCUUCUCAAAACAAAGCCCGAUAUGGGAUUUGUUUCCUACUGCUUUUGGUCUGCCAGGAUCCCAGCCUCCGAUACUGGAACGUACAGUCCAACCUCCGUAAAACCGUCACCAGGUUGUCAGUCGUGUCAAGGGUGCAGAACAAGGAGAGCCGGAAUGUCCUGAGAGACGGUGCUAAAAGCCAGUCAGCCAGUAAGAAUGGGAAGAAGGCCGACUCUGGCUCCAGCAGCAGCAGUUUCUUCACCUGGUUCAUCGUGCUGGCCCUGCUUGGCGUCUGGACAUCUGUAGCUGUGGUCUACUUUGACUUGGUUGACUAUCAAGGAGUUCUUGACAAGGCUAAGGGCAUACAGAUUAACCUGUCUGAAACUUUGCAAGGUAAACUGGCCGCAUACGAUACAGAUGGAGAUGGGGACUUUGAUGUCGAGGAUGCCAAAGUGCUGCUAGGGCUGAAAGAGAAGGCUGUUGUCACCACUACCCGCAGAGAGGAGGCUGCUUCUCCUGAGGAUGCUGAUGAACCUGAACAAACACCAGAAGCCAUAAUUGAACCUGACCCUUUGCCUGUGGAGGAUAUGACUGAGGAUGUGAUUGAAGCUGCUGUGGCAGAGGAUACUGCGGCGCUAGCACCAGAACCUGAACCUGAAGUACCUGCUGAGUCUGAGGUGGUAGCUCCUGAACCAGAACCAGAGUCUGUGGAGAUUCCUGAGGUGAUAGAGGAGGAUCCAGAGGUGCUUGAGGAGGAGCUCCCUGCUGCUGAGGAGGAUACACACGUUGAGCAGGCCGAGGAUGAGGUUGCUUCUGACGAAGAAGAGACUGCAGCUGAGGAGGAAGCAGAGGAACUGGCAGAAGAUGAGCCAGCGGAGGAACCAGCAGAAGAGGAUGGUGAUGCAGUCGAGGAGUCUUUUGACGAAGCAGUGGAACAAACUGGGGAGAACGUUGAUGACCCUGAAGAGGAGGAGAGUUUUCCUGCUGAAGAAGCUGAAGAGACAGCUGAGCAGGAGGAGGAAACUCCAGCUGAGGAAGUGGUAGAGGAGACCUUUACAGAAGAAGCUGUUGAGGAGCUAGCUGAACAGGAAGAGGCUAUGCCAGCUGAGGAAGUGGUAGAGGAGAGCUUUUCAGAAGUAGCCGCUACACAAGAGGAGGCUGUUCCCUCAGAGGAACCCGCAGAAGAAGUGGUCGAGGAUGGGACUGCACCAGAGGAAGUGGCUGAGGUUCCUUCAGAGAAGCCUGCUGGAGAGGUUGCUACAGAGGAGGCUAACGCUGCAGAAGAAGAAGCAGGACACUCAGAAGAUGAAGCUGUGGAAGAGACAGCACUCCCAGAGGAACCUGCUACUGAGAAAGAAGCACCUUCAGAAGAAGAAGCUGAGGAGGAGGAGGAGGAGGAAGUAUUCUUAGAUGAACCAACUAUGGAAGAAGCCGUCGAGCAGCAAACUGACGAGGAAGAAGCUCCUACAGAAGAGGAAGUCGAAGAGGCUACAGAUGGAGCUGACAUGGAGGCAACGCCUGAAGAAUUAGACGAGGAUCAAACAGUUCCAGACACAGAAGAGGUGACAGAAGAGUUAGAGGACGAAGCAGAGGAAGCAGCAGACUUUGCUGAGACAGAGGAACAGUUUAAGGAAGAGCCCACAGAAACGUAGAGGCAGCAGUGUUCACUUUGCUGAUGGAGCAGAGACCCACUGGACCGGCACUAUCUGAGCAUUCUCAGAAAGAUGCAUCUCUCCUCAUACCAAGCAGUUUCCAUGACAGCCCUAUCCCCAUCUUCACUUCCUCUUUUUAAAACGUUCCUUUAGUAAAAUGUGAGAUGAUGGAUGAAUUGUUUACUAAUAUGGUAUUCCUCAGUUUUCCCCCCAACCCUGUGUUUUCAUCAUUCCUUUAUGAUUUUUUUUUUUAGCAUGUAUAUUGCCUAAUUUGCUGACAGUUUGAGGAAUGUUUGGGACCGUAUCAAACAGUUUCUUAGCUACAUUUUUAAGUCUUUAUAAUGAUUUUUUUUUUUUUUUUUUUUUUUGUGGGGCCAGAUUGUGCUGCAGUUGUAUUAUUGUUUGUGAUGAACUCACACUCUAAGUCUGGAGCUGAUGAAAUCUGCAGCCAAACACCCUAUCUGCCUCCUUAUAAGUAACCCCCUUCUCUUUUCAUCCAGCUGAUCCUGUCAGCUCUUCCCCUUUUGUCAUAGUGUCAUUAAAAGAGAUCAACUCUGGCCAGUUUAGAUUCUAUGCAAAGGUGUGGUAGCAUUUGCUUACUGCCCUCCUCACUCCUGGCCAGGUAAAUUACCACUCCUGGAUGAGCCAUAUGCUAGGACCUGCACUCUGAGGGAAAGCUGUGUGUGUGUGUGUGGUUGCGUGCGUGUGUGUGUGAUUAGGUUUUAUGCCUGUUGAGCGUUUAUCCAAUCACCUCUUUCUGAGCCCUUUUAAUCAUGAUGUUUAGUUGUUUUAGAUACUUUACCUCCUCUUGUUGUUCUUCUCAGUGUGACUGAGUGUGUCUUUGUUCUGUAAACUCCUAGCUAUUUCUUUGUGAUAUCAUUACCUGACCAUAAAAUAAGUUGUCUGAAGUUUUUAAAGUAAAUCUUCAGGUCAUUAGGUCUGAACUGUGAUGUAAAAGACGUCUGGCUCAACAUACAGACACUACUAUUUCCUUUAACAUGCCAGCUGUGGAUUGAGGCAGGAUCAAAGCAUUUUCACUCGGUGGCAUCCAAAUGUAUAAAAGAUGACCUACCUCUGACUGGUGGCAGGUCAAACAGAUCCGCCAUUGUGUUUUUGAGGAAAUCCAACUUAAACUAGCUGUGAGUCACACUAUGUUGUUUACAUGGGUAGAUUUACCUCCUGCUUCUGUCCUAAAGGGUCAAGUAGUGACAAUUUUCUACCAUUUUUGUACCAUUUAAUUUUAGCUAUGUGACAUGCAAAUCUAAUAAAAUGUUAUCAUACAAAUUUAACCAUCACUAAACUUUGCAUAAAACUUGGAGCAUUUGGCAAACUGCAGAUCUGCAGAAAAAAUUAGCAUCCAUCAGCAUGUUUCUGAUGCGAUCCAAACGACAAACGACGAAUCUGUCACUGUCCUUGUUUGUCUCUAAUCCUAGAGCUAGCUUGUAGUCUGUGAAGGACGUGUGCCAGCUGUGUUUUUGUUCUGUAACACUAACUAGUCUUUUCUACUUCCUCCCUCCCUGUAAGUUGCUAUGAACUGAAUUACCUUUUUAAUUUUGAACAUUACAAACUUUAGUAAGAGAUCUUCUAGAUUUUUAAAAUGAAAAUUUAUAAAAGUCAGGAAAACAACAGGAAUUUAACCUUUUAGAAACAUGUUUUAUGAAGCGGUACAAAGCCAUGAACACUUUGACAGGUAGGUUGAAGGGACCAGGCCACUUAAGUUGUGAAAUAAAACAGGAAAAGCAAUAAAGUAAAAAGCAAAAAGCCAGAUCACACAAAGAGAAUCCCUGUGAAACGGUUCUUCAUUGCUAAUGUGUAAUCUCCAGUGGUGUACAUACCUAACUUGCCCAUGCAUCCUGACCCUGUGCAGGGUUUUAAAGCAUGAGAAGGUAAAUCGUGCAGGAAAGCCACCUUUAUAACUGGCUGCCUCUGUCUGGGUGUUUUCUGUUGUUCAGUCUGCAGGCCUGCUGCUGUUCUCUGGACAGUUACUGUGGUGACUAAAUUAUUCUGAUGCCACAAUGGUUCAUUUUUGAUGUUUGAAGUGGCACAGUUUUCUGUAAAAACAGUUCUGGAAGCUACAAUAAAAGGUUUGGGACAACACA